AUGAUCAUCUUUAGGGAGAAUAAUUCAAUGAGUUACUCUACUUAAAAGUAAGAAAAACCUUAAAUAUUCCUAUAAUAAAAAUAAAAAAUAUAAUGCCAAAUUUGCCCUUUAGGAGGCCCUAGGCAAUGUGGGUAUUCUCCAUUUCAGCCCUACCAUUACUACUGUUGUGAAAGCCUCAUUUGUCACUCCCACCAAUCUUCGUCUCUGUUGUGUUCAUUUAGCUGACUGCACAGCCCAGUGAUCAGAAGGGCAAAAUGGGAACCCUUGGGAAAGCAAUAUACUCCCUUGGAGCCAUGGUUCGUGCGACCGGCCAAGCACUUGAUCGCGUCGGCAAUCGCCUUCAAGGCAGCUACUACUUAGAAGAACACUUGUCCAGGCAUCGAACUCUUAUGAACAUAUUUGAUAAAGCUCCAGUGGUGGAUAAGGAUGUAUUUGUAGCUCCAGGUGCUUCAGUCAUUGGAGACGUCCAUGUGGGACGCAAUUCAUCUAUUUGGUACGGAUGUGUGCUAAGAGGUGAUGUUAACAGUAUCAGUGUCGGAUCUGGUACCAAUAUACAGGACAAUUCCCUUGUUCAUGUGGCCAAAUCAAAUAUAAGUCAAAAGGUGCUGCCCACCAUUAUAGGGAACAAUGUCACUGUUGGUCAUAGUGCUGUUGUACAUGGCUGCACCAUUGAGGAUGAGGCCUUUAUUGGUAUGGGAGCCACACUGCUUGAUGGUGUCCAUGUUGAAAAACAUGCCAUGGUUGCUGCAGGAGCCCUUGUGAAACAGAACACAAGGAUUCCCUCCGGAGAGAUAUGGGCAGGCAAUCCAGCAAAGUUUUUGAGGAAGUUAACGGAUGAAGAGAUAGCCUUCAUUGCCCAGUCGGCAACCAAUUACUGUAACCUCGCUCGAGUUCAUGCAGCUGAGAAUUCCAAAUCCUUUGACGAAAUUGAAUUUGAAAAGAUGCUCCGUAAGAAGUAUGCCAAAAGUGAUGAGGAAUAUGAUUCUAUGAUUGGUGUUGUCCGUGAAAUACCUCCCGAGCUUGUACUUCCUGAUAAUAUUCUCCCUGAAAAAACUGCAAAGAGCAUCGUCCAAUGAGAUCUGCGUGCAGGCAACUCUCUUUUUUGUUUUCCAGAGAUUUAUUUUACCCCGUGAGCAUCUCUCUGUAUGGGAUAGUCAUGGAUAUUGGUUGUUGCCCUUCCAAAUAAUACCAAACUUGUUGGAUAGUCAUCGGUAUGUCAGUGCUUGUAGUCAAGACUUUUGCCCCUGGUUUCCCUGGCACUUCUUGAACUUGGAAAAGGAGCUUACGCCCAAAAGCCAUGUAUUUGGUGCUUGUAACUCGAGAAAUUGUUUUCAUAGAUGAAUUUGGUAAAUUGUACUUUGAAUAACAUAGAACAUUUGACGACAACAACAAACCCAGUAUAUUCCCACAUAGUGGAGAACAUUUGACAACA
Messenger RNA from Capsicum annuum, 1432 nucleotides. Its product is annotated as gamma carbonic anhydrase 2, mitochondrial. Bases 255 to 1076 code for a protein of 273 amino acids. The record is from RefSeq and is a predicted model, not a curated record. Lineage: Eukaryota; Viridiplantae; Streptophyta; Magnoliopsida; Solanales; Solanaceae. The transcript is spliced from 5 exons.